Molecule: messenger RNA, 730 nt
Organism: Python bivittatus (Burmese python)
Lineage: Eukaryota; Metazoa; Chordata; Lepidosauria; Squamata; Pythonidae
Source: RefSeq, a predicted model, not a curated record
CGAGCCUAAAGGUCCCCGCCCUCUCCGUUGCCGCCGCCGCUCCUCCUCUUCUCCAGUAGUCGCCGCCUCGUCGUAUGGACGAUGUAAGCCGUGAGGGGUUAAGCUGCCGAGGCGGGCAGCCAUGGCCACAGCCCGGCGAUAAACGCGUCGCGGAACGCUCUGGAGCCUGCCUCUCUCGGCCUCGUCCCGUCCCCUCUUUCAGGGGGCGUGUUCGCGCGUGAGAGAGUCAGAGGAAAGCCUUCCUUGUUUCUCUCGCCUUCGGAGCGCCGCCAUGUCCAGCUCCUCCUCGCAGACCCCUCCUCACCACCAGCCCCCGCAGAGGAUGCGCCGCGGAGCCGCCGGGUCCCCUACCAGCGGUAACGCCGGAGUUUCAGUCGGUAGUAAUGGGUCUGGCGGCGGAGGAAACAGCGGUGGCGGCGGAGGCGCCCCCGGUGGCGGCGCUGGGACUAGCCGGCUGCUCCAGCCGAUCCGCGCCACGGUCCCUUUCCAGCUCCUGAGGGGCAACCAGCACAGCCCGACUCGCUUGCCGACCUCCUCAGCCUCAGUGGGGAGCAAUACCGGCCCAGGAGGGCCGCGCGGCGCAGGGGGAGGAGGCGGGAACGGCGGCAGCCCGCCUCCACCAAGCUCUACUUCGCCGUUGGCUCUGGCGGCAGCUGCUGUCGCCGCCGUUCCCCCCCCCCGCGCCGGGUAUAAAUCAAAACAAAUUCUAAGAAGUGUGUACAAAAACUAA